This is a messenger RNA of Saccoglossus kowalevskii, 1077 nucleotides long. Its product is annotated as QRFP-like peptide receptor. Gene Ontology annotation, molecular function: G protein-coupled receptor activity. Gene Ontology annotation, cellular component: plasma membrane. The record is from RefSeq and is a predicted model, not a curated record. Gene Ontology annotation, biological process: G protein-coupled receptor signaling pathway. NCBI's taxonomy places the organism in Eukaryota, Metazoa, Hemichordata, Enteropneusta, Harrimaniidae.
AUGGAAUCCUACGAUCGGUCAUCGGAGGCUCCGACGGAAUCACUGAUGUUCACACCACAGGGUAACGGUACCGUAGCUAACGACACGUUGGAACAAUUCUCCCCGGUCUCUGCUCCAUUAGAAGUGUGGCUACCAACCGCCUUAGUUUAUGGCAUCACUUUUGUGGUGGGUCUCAUUGGUAACGUUCUCGUCAUUUUCUCCAUACAACGUUGUCGUCGAUUGCAGAACGUCACAAACACAUUUAUAGCGAGUCUUGCUGCGGCGGACUUGAUUAUCGUCGUAAUUGUUAUACCUGUUCAAAUGGCAACGUAUUUCCAGCCGAGAUGGGAACUCGGCGAACUCAUGUGUAAGUUGUUACCAUAUCUGACCCUGCUCUCAAGUUCAUGUUCGAUAUUCAUGUUGACAGCCAUGAGUGCCGAAAGGAUCAUCUAUGAACUCUGGAAAAGCACAAAGAAGGCACGCAAGAUGCAGAACCAAACGGCAAGAAAUGAAAAGCGCAUUCCUCUCAAUAAUCAGGAGCCGAAUGGCAAUGUCACCGUCACAGUCACCGAUCCUAUGAGUGGGUAUGAGCUGGUGGAACUAGAGCAAAAGAAGAAGAAAAAGAAAAAACGUAAAACUGACGCCACCGACGACAGGAAACAGGUCAUUAUAAUGUUGGUGGUUGUGGUGGCGCUGUUCAUGACAUGCUGGGGUCCAGUGAUCUGGUUAACAUUUGUCACCGAAUUCGGUAUCAUAGAACGGUUCAGCUUGACUAGAACCAUACUGGCCAUCUCGUUUAAUCUGCUCUCCUACCUGAACAGCUGCAUGAAUCCUAUAUGCUACGCGUUCGUCUCGCGUACCUUCAGAGAAUGUUUUUUCUGGGCUUGUCGGACAUGUUGCCGCCGGAAUAGAGGCCGGGACAUUCGCAGCAAUACAAGUGGGGUGUUUUACAGCAAAAGUUCAAGCACAGCCACUUAUGGGUACAGUCGCUACUCGCCAGAUAGGCAAAGCGAUACUGUUGGUUUGAAACUCAACGCCAACAAGGAGAUAAUAACUCCGACUGUCGGGAGACGUCAUCUUGGAGAGAGUGCUAUAUAA